This is a messenger RNA of Solanum tuberosum (potato), 924 nucleotides long. RefSeq lists its product as uncharacterized. Lineage: Eukaryota; Viridiplantae; Streptophyta; Magnoliopsida; Solanales; Solanaceae. The transcript has a single exon. The record is from RefSeq and is a predicted model, not a curated record. Bases 29 to 724 code for a protein of 231 amino acids.
UCUUCCUCUUUUACUGAUACAACUAAAAAUGAUGUCCUUAGAAACUGCAUCUAGAUCUGUUGAUCCGAAUUCGGGUCCUCGAAUUUCCUUCUCCUCAGAAUUUCUUGAUGAGAAAAACUUCAUAUCCAUUUGUCCAAAUUCUCAACCAGAGAAAAAGCGCGAAAAAGAGCUUAAUGCAGCAGAAUUCGAGUUCCUAUCCAGCAAUUUCACAACCGGAAACAUGACAACAGCCGACGAGCUAAUUUUCGAAGGCAAAUUACUUCCCUAUUGGCAAAUCCACCAUGCUGAAAAACUCAACAAGAUUAGUCUCAAAACAGAGCAUGCUGAGGAACAAGUGAAUGAAAAACAGGGGAAUAGUAAAGAAGAACAGAGCAGGCCAGUAAAUUGGUUUAUCGAUGAAGAUCCAUCUCCUAGACCACCAACAUGCACUGUAUUAUGGAAAGAGUUAUUAAGAUUGAAAAAACAAAAACAAAGGCCUUCCUCAUUAUCACCUUCAUCUUCAUCUUCAUCAUCCUCUUCUUCUUCUAGCGCGAAUUCUGAAAUUUCGCCCACAGAUGAAAGCAAAGAGAAACAUGUAGUGGACAAGAUUAAGAAAAGAUUGGAGAGAUCUAAAUCAGCAACUAUAAGAGUAAGGCCUUUGAUUAAUGUGCCGAUUUGCCGACAGGGGAAAAACAAUGCAAUACCACCUAUUUUUCCUAUUAAGAAAGGAAGAGUAGAGAGAUGAUCAGAGCAGAAAUUGAAGGUUAUCAUCAGUUUUACUCAAAUUUGUAUAGAUGUUCUAUACUCUUUCCUUAUUUUUUUUAAAAAUAAAUUAUUUCAUUUGGAUUUAGAUUAAUGUUCCUUCUAAGGAUAUUAUGAUUGUGUUUUCAUUUCUUGUAAUGUAUCAAAAACUUAUUCCAUUGUAAUCCCACAUUUUUAGCUUUU